AUGACCGAUGCGGGGCAGGACUCGCAGCGAAUCGAGACUCACAGUAAAAUGAUAGACGUGUACAACAAACUGAACUACAUUAAUCCCGUAAGUUAUAACUGUUUAUAGUUUCUGACGCAAAUCACCUUGCAGGCUAUGCUCAUCUUGAAGCGUUGGUUCGAGACGGAGUUCCCUCGAAUUCGUGGACUGCCUCGAUUCAUCUUCUUCUUUCUAAUCGGGUCCAAUCUCGUUGUGUAAGUUGGAAAUCGCUAAGAUGUUCAAAAUGUAUUUCUUUACAGCGUCUUCUCCGGUCUCAAGACCUACUGUGAAAUAUGUUCUGCUUUUUGGGUUGGCCUAGAAAUAAUUUCGCUCCAACUUUUGCUUGGUAAGAGUUUAUGUCAAACAUUGUCUCUAUAAAUGUUUUAUUUUUUGCAGGAUUUCUGAUCGUGUUCUACUCGAUGUGUUACUAUUGGUUCACCAUACAGUUGCUCUUCGCUUGA
Molecule: messenger RNA, 479 nt
Organism: Caenorhabditis sp. 36 PRJEB53466
Lineage: Eukaryota; Metazoa; Nematoda; Chromadorea; Rhabditida; Rhabditidae
Source: the annotation of a GenBank genome assembly